Molecule: messenger RNA, 504 nt
Organism: Vitis vinifera (wine grape)
Lineage: Eukaryota; Viridiplantae; Streptophyta; Magnoliopsida; Vitales; Vitaceae
Exons: 1
Coding region: 1-504 (167 amino acids)
Source: RefSeq, a predicted model, not a curated record
AUGAUGAACUCUUUCUGGUGGGGCCCGAAGUCCGAUGGAGGAAGGCGUAUUAAUUGGCUCAGUUGGGAUAAAUUAUGCCUUCGGAAAGAAGAAGGUGGACUGGGUUUUCGUAAUCUCCGUGAUUUCAACCUAGCCAUGCUAGGCAAACAAGGGUGGAACUUGAUCACUAAACCAGACUCUCUUAUUGCUAGACUCCUCAAAGCUAGAUAUUACCGUUCUGGGGAUUUUCUUUCAGCCCGUCUGGGCCAUAAUCCAAGUUUUACUUGGAAAGGGAUAUGGAGUUCUCGAGCCAUUCUCUUAAAGGGUAGUAGGUGGAGAAUUGGAGAUGACUGUAGUAUUGAUGUGUGGAACAACCCUUGGCUUAGGGAUGCGGAAAACUUUAAAGUUGAAACUCCUAUUAUGCAUGACUUAGCUCACUUAAAAGUUCAUGAUCUCUGGAUCCACGACUGUAAGGAGUGGGAUGUGGAAUUACUUGGGGAGAUAUUUUCACCUAGGGAUGCUUAA